Messenger RNA from Hyalella azteca, 650 nucleotides. RefSeq names its product CDK5 and ABL1 enzyme substrate 1. Gene Ontology annotation, biological process: regulation of cell cycle. Lineage: Eukaryota; Metazoa; Arthropoda; Malacostraca; Amphipoda; Hyalellidae. The record is from RefSeq and is a predicted model, not a curated record.
AUGUCUGACCACGUACAGGAUGAAAACAUACGCGUGCAGUCAGCGUCGGCAGCGCUGCCUCAGCCACACCAGCACAGCCUGGUGGCGCGCUGCUUCAGCCACGACCCUUCCUUCUCUGGCAACCUCGCCCCCGAGUACCUGCCGCCCCCUGUCACCUCUUUCAGCCAGUCAGCCAUCUCCAGCCAGUCAGCCAUGUCCAGCCACGACACGGCUGCCUCCAGAGCCAUUGAUGUCCCCAGCCAUAACUUCCCUCGAUACGAUUACUCUCCUGACCUGCUGGACGAUCCUGAGCUGCGAGCUGGCAAGCACAGAAAACUACUGCGCUUUCCGUCGUACUUGACAUCGCUGAUUGACUACGCGAAGCCUGACGAGCUGAAGCGGGAGGUGAACGAUAAGUUCCGUACCAAGUUCCCGCACGUGCGGAUCACGCUCACCAAACUCCGCAGCCUGAAGCGGGAGAUGGUGCACAUAUGCCAGCAGUCAUUCAGCAGCAGCACAGCGUCAGAGGGCUGGGCACUGCUGACGGUGGCCCACGCCCACAGUUACUUCGACAGUCUCUGUCUCAACGGCUCCGUGUACAAGGCUACACGCAAGCCUCUGGCCGGCGCCUGCCUCCUCAUCAGCGCCAAGAUCAACGAUGUUAAGGGCGA